AUGGAAUCCCUCAGCCAGGAAAUCCUCGAGUUGAUCGUGUAUCACUUAUCUCUGUUUGAUGAUUCUGAGGAUACUCGAUUACCAUGGGAACCACCAGUCCGGAAUAUCCACCCCUAUGCGACCCUCUCUCGACCGUGGCAGUAUGCCGUGGAACGUUUCACCAUGGCACAAAUUACAACGUCAAGUGCAGAUCUGGAUAUUUUCUGCCAAGUAUUAGCAUCUCCUCGAAGAAGGAAAUUAUUGAGACGACUACGCUAUGAAAUAACACUGCCAGCAUACAGCGAAAAUCGAAAAUUCUGCUUGGAGACGAAAAGAGAAACACGAGUCAACCAGCAGGUUUUUAACCAAGGAAUCAUCGAUCUCUAUCAUGAGUUGGCAACCUGGCAGACGCAGGGGAUGAGCGUGGAGAUUGCAGCAUCAUCCCCUACUGACCAGACUCCGUAUGGACUGGGCUGGACACGAUGGCACCACAAGGGCAUUUAUCUCAGUUUAGACAAUGUCAAUCUGCCAGUAUUGUCAUCAGUCAAUGAGUUGGAGAUCCCCAAUGCACGAAGAGAAAUCCAUCCUGCAACGAUCGGUCAGAUCAUCUCGUCAAUGCCGUAUUUGGAAAGUCUGACUCUGAAAUUAAAUGCACCUAAAAAUAAACACGCAGAGAUGAUAAAAGAGCACAGGCAAUCUCUCGCCAAAGCAUUGGAGUCACCGUCUCUACGCAACCUCAAGUCGCUCAGCAUCUAUAUUGAACAAGGCAUUCCCCACAACCACUCUUUUAUAAAUUCAUCUCUUGAUCCCAAAUAUCCCCAUGGCGAUGUUUUAAACGUGGCUAUUCGAAAACUGGCCGAUCGCGCCCGUCUGACUACACUCAGUCUCACUGGCGACUGGCUAAUUUCCCCAGCUCUCUUCGAUGAAGCCACAUUCCCAUAUCUCGAACGAGUGAAAGUCGAAGGAGCACUGAUCACCUACGACGGUCGCUGGUACUACACAGGCGAUCCCAGUGCAGAAGAAAGUGAAUCCCCGCCAAGUGCCGCGUACGCCGACGAUGACAACAGCUCAUCUGACUCCAACUCAUCAUUCAACUCGGAGAUAAAUGAAGACAUCAACGAGGACCGAGAAGAACUGCUGAACGGGGACUCGCCAUAUCACAUGUGGCGCACACAGCCAGAUCCCGAAAUGUUUGGUGCACUGAUGAAGUCGGCGGCUGCGGCUGCAUUGCGCAUGCCAAGUUUGCGGAACCUGAUGAUCUCGGUCGGCCAAGUCCCCAUGAAUGACAAUACCAUCAUUGCUGAAUGUCUGGCGCCUGGGGAGAAGGGUGAGUGGGUUCAAGGGCCAACGAGGGAGGAGCUGGGCGUGAGGCGAUGGCAUGUGACUCUGAUGCCCAAUGCUAAGUGGGAUGCUCCUGGGGAUAUUCAGGCAUUGUGGGACGAAUAUGUAGGCAAAGAGGGGAUUGCAGCUGUGUCACAUUUCUCGUAUGAGCUAGAGGGGAACACAGAUAUGCAGUAG
Aspergillus wentii DTO 134E9 is the source of this 1497-nucleotide messenger RNA. RefSeq lists its product as uncharacterized. The coding region runs from base 1 to 1497 and encodes 498 amino acids. The record is from RefSeq and is a predicted model, not a curated record. NCBI's taxonomy places the organism in Eukaryota, Fungi, Ascomycota, Eurotiomycetes, Eurotiales, Aspergillaceae. The transcript has 2 exons.